Messenger RNA from Clunio marinus, 7520 nucleotides. The record is from the annotation of a GenBank genome assembly. Lineage: Eukaryota; Metazoa; Arthropoda; Insecta; Diptera; Chironomidae.
AUGCGUAAAAAUUUCAUUAAAAACUUGCCAUCAAAUCGAUGUCAAUUUAUUCGUUCCUCAGAUGCUUCUCAUCGUCUGCUGGCAGGAAGGUCAUCAACAACUCACGUGAAUACACUUAAAAGUGCUCUUAAAGCCAAUAAUGUGAAUCCCACUGAUAUGUUGCAAAAUGAAAUGAAUAUAACACAUUCUUUGAACUCACAACACACAACCACCAUCCACUCACAAUCUCCCAUCGAGCACCAAAACGAUCCAAAAACGGAUAUUUGUGACAUCACUAAAAGCCCUUACAUUCCUGUUUACAAGCACAAUUAUGUGAGUCCACUUAAAUCCCAAUCGUCAGCGGUGGUAACGGAUGAUAACGAUGAGAGUACAAUAACUGCUUCCAAUUAUGAAAAUGAUGAUAAAGAAUUGACCGACAUUAAAGAAGACAUUUCAGAGGAUGAAGGGGAACAAUUCGAAUAUACUGACGAUGAUUUGGAUGAAGCCCUUGCUGAUCAUGACACUAGUAAGCCAGACACAACAAACACCGAACAAGAUGAAACUUCAUGUGAAGAACUAUUGACACCUGUCAACACUUUAAAAAGCAUUGACAACUCGUUUGAUAUCUCCGAGGGACAUUACUUACCGAUGACCCCUAAAAAAGCUAUUUUGAGUUCGAGUGCUUCUGAAACCUCAAUUCUUGCUAUGGAUAUUUUGAAUUCCAUUCGAAGCUCGACAGAUGCCAUUGAAGAAAAUCCUUACAUUGAAAUGAGUUCAGGAAUGUCAGAGAUGAGUGUGGAAAAGCAAGUGUCACCGUAUGAGCUUGUCAUGGUUUCAGGAAAGAAAAGUGGAAGUGAACCUUUGUACAUGGAAUUAUCACAGAAUGCAAAAGAAAAGACUGAAAAGAAAUCGCCAAAUGAUGGAAAAAUUGCGACUAAAAAACGUCACACCGAGAAAUCUUCGUCGAGGAUUAAGAAACGACAUGAUUUGCCAGACAUUUUGAAACAGUCGCAACAAAGUUUCAAAUCUGAUGACAGCUCCGAUGCAGAUGAUGAAGAUGUGUCAAAAGAACCCUUGACAAUGAAGUCGAGAACUCGAUUUAGCUUGUCAGAUACAUUUCGGCCUGCUUCUUAUUAUCUUGGCGCCAGUACCAGUAGUUCAAUUCACAAAAAUCUUCCACUUGCUGAAUGUCUUGACAGUUCUGACAGUGAAAUUGUAGCACCACCACCAAUUCCAACCUCACCACCCCCUCUUGAUUCUGAAGAAAUUUUCUCAUCUGAAAAUUUUAACACAAUCAAAAGGAACAGCACAACAAGCAAUGAAAUCAUUCAUCACCGAACAAUGUCGGCUAGUAGUGUGCCGUUGAGUGACAGACAUUCUGAUGUAAAUCGCACAAGUCGUUUGAGUCUUCAAGAUCAACUCUUCAAACAGCAACAACAUGAUGCUGCUGCUACCGGUUAUCUCAAUCUUCCGCAAUUUGAGAAGCUUAAAAAUGCAAAAUUAUUCUCAACGGCAAGCAAUUGCAGCAUCAACACGGAUGACGGCUCGAACACGUCAUCAGACUUUGACUUAUAUAACAAAAUUAAGCUUCAAUCGCCGUCAAUCAGCGCUGAUUCAUUAAAUCAAUCGCAAUCAAGUCUGACAGAAUCGCCACGUCCUCGACCUCUUCCAUUGUCUGAUGACUCGCUAUUUAAGUUAGAAGAUGAACAAAACGCUAACGAAAAACUUGACCAUUAUUUAAAUAAAUUAGAAACAAGCGAUUUGCUGUUCAGUAAAGAACAAACGACUUGGCUUACGGAAAACUUGAGGCAUAUGCCAGGCGGUUCUAUGGAUCCGACAGCACUUCACUAUGAGAACAUCAAUAUGAUUGAACAACAACAAAAGAAGGGCGCGAUGUAUUACGACUCGCUUGAAGAUGUUAGUAAUAAAGAGUUGCAGCCAUUGAAAGAGAAAAAUUUGUCUAUUCACGAUGCAUUACAUGAUGAUGAGAUGAAGAAUAAAAAUUACGACAAUGCUGUAGAGACUUCACUUGAUGCUGAUGGUUCUAGCACAAUCUUUGAUAUGACACAACCGAGUCAUAGUCGAAAUAAUAGCAAUCUUUCUGAUUCAGCUCCUUACUAUUAUUCAGACUUGACAGCUGACACAAUUCAGAAGCUUAACAAUCAACGUGAUGUUCAAGUGGGAAAGAAAAAUCCAAAUUAUAUUUCGCACAUCCAAAACUUGAUUAACAAUACUAACAAGCAACAGUUGACGUCGAUAUUGAAGGAUCAAGCAGAGAAAGAACAAGGUAUAGACAGUCGAAACCUCUACGAGUCUGGUAGUGGGCGAUUACAAAAACUUGUAAACAAGGACGAACCGACAACAUCGUUCGCAAGUAUAAAUUAUUACCAUGAGAAAAACACAAACGUCGAUGGAAAUGUUUCAACAUCGAUUGAUAAUUUAUUGUACUCAAUGCCACCGAAAAGUGACAACUUAGACGCUUCCAUUGCUGAUUGUGAUCAAUUAUGGGAAGAAGAUGCAAUUUGGUGUGAAAGCUUACGUCGUGUUUCACAACGACAUGCUCGUUCUCUUGAUGAUUUGGACAGAAUAGAAAGUCUUUCAUCAGCUGCAACAAAAGCCGCAAGAAUUAGUGAUGCUGAUCGCCAAUGGGGAAUAUCAUCGUCAUCGAGUGCUGAACGAAAGUCACGAACAAAAAUAACACGCGAUGUUACUUAUGUUAAUGAAGAUCAUCAACGAACGUUAACAAAAAAGAAAAAGAAUAUUGAAGUUCCGAAGAUGGAUGAAAAUGAUGUUUAUGUGCAACUUGCUUGUGCUCCGAAUGCUAUGUCAGACGUUUAUGAAAUUCUUCGUGAUGAUGGCAGCAACAUUGAUCGAGAAAAUAUUCGUCAGUGGGAUUUGAUGUCGAGUGGUUUGGUGAAGAGUUCAAGUGUUGGUUCACGUGUUGUUAAAAGCUCUGCUGUUGGCUCGUCAAAAGCGCACACAACGAUAGAAGCUGCCAACGAUUCUACUGAUGCGGAUCAUAGUGCAGUUCUUAUUCUCUGUGUUUGUCCUUUUCGAAAACAAAUUCUUACAUCAUCUGUUUCUGUUCGAAACAUUCGCAAUAUCCCCAAAGUACCGUUAACUGUAAAGCCAGACCCCAAUGACACUUUAAAUCGUAGUCUUAAUGGAGCGAAUGGUAGCACAACUAACAGUUAUUAUUAUGAUAACAACAACUACCCGAAGUCUUCUGACGAUGUCAAUUCAUUGUACAUUAAUGGACAGACGCAACAGCGGGGAGUCUCCAUUCACCAAGAUCCUCAACAUCAUCAGUAUGCCGUCGUCAAGAAGACCGGAAGCAAGCGUGAUAUUCGUGAGAAUCUCGAGCGAGAAAACUCCGCAAUCUUUAAGAACCAUAUUAGAACAACCGAAGGUCAAACACGUGCUGAAAAUCUCGCGCAUUUAGAAAAGCUUAAACAUCAAUUAUCGGAAUUAGAGAAGCAAUACGAGAAAAGCAAACCACUCGUAAAUCUUGUGGAUAACAUGGUAAAAUUGGGUUCACUUUAUCGUGGCGGUAGUCAUCAUUAUCCAAGCGAAACAACAACUUUAGAUCGUCUAGAAUUUAAUCAACGAAUUCAAGAGCGUAGAUUGAUGCAAGAAGAACAGCGUCAAUGGGAACGGAUGAGCCCCAACCAGACUGAACUUCAGACUAAAGUUCAACAACUUUACAAACUCGACCAAGCGCUUCAAGAAGAGUCUGGAACACUUCAGAGUCUUCAACGUGACAAAGAAGAUCUCGAACGAGCACUUUUCGGUUUAAGAUCGAAACUUCAAAAUGAAAAUGCGCCUUCAAUGGUUGUAGAAGCAGCUCGAAGACAACAGCAUGUGUUGGAAAUGGAGCUUUCGCGUGUUCAUCAGUUGUUAGCCGAAAACUCUAAGAAAUUAGAGCAAACCGUCGCUAGCAAUGCGCGUUUAGAACAAGAACUUUUAGUGCUGCGCCAAAAAUUGCAACAAUCGCGUGACACGAAGAAUUUUCAAUCAUCAGGCGUAAAUGAUGGACAGGCCAAUGGUGCGACAGCUGUAUUGGAAUCAGAACUUCGUCGAGUACAGCAACUAGUGGGUGACAUGCAACGUCAACGCCAAGAAUUAAGUCAAGCUGUUCGUGAACUUACAGACAAUUCUAAUUCGAUAUAUCAAGAAAUGAAUAGAAAUGCAUCUGGAAUAAAGAAGCGGACAUCAUCAACAUCAUGGACCGAAACAGAUUUGGAUUCAAUUGAUCAAAUUCGAUUGAGUUUCAGUGAUUCAGCCACGCCACUCUAUGUUGAUACCAAUUCAAGUGGAAACAGCAAUAAUAUCAUUAAUUGUUCGUCUUCGAGUAAGUUUGGGGAGUAUGAAAUGAAUAAGAUUUUGAAUGGAAGACUCUCGAAUGGAUAUAGCGAAGAAAUCAUCGAUUCAAUGAUCUUAGACAACGAUGACUUACUUGAAGGUUCAGCAUUUAGUAAUCUCAGUCAACAAGACAAACAAGAAAUCAAAACUGUUAGAAUCGUGAAGCGAGAAUCUCAACAACGACAAAGGGAUCGUGAACGCACUGGAUAUUUGUCACAGAAUCUCGAUCAAGUACUCGAAGAAGAAGCUCAAUUGUUCAACAAUGCAAUCAACAGUGAUUCCUACAACUCGUAUCAACGAUCAAAGUCUCUUCCGAGAACUUACAUGGAGACGCAUGAAGCUUUCAAUCAAUCUCCAGCAACUCAAAUGCAAUCAAAAUAUACAAACGAUUAUUACAACUCAAUUAACGUUCAAAGCAAUAAUUAUCCAGUGUCAAUUAUUGAUCGAGCUGCUGACUUAUACUCAGACUCAUCAGCGACACAUCAAUUGCAGCAAAGUUAUGUUAAUUAUUAUCCAUCAAAUGGUAACUUAAAUCAGAAGACUGAAUCGAUUCAAAGUCUUACAAAAAUGGUCAGCGAAUUAAGUCCAGUGUUUCAAAGUGAAGCAGCACGACAAAUCAUAAUUGAAAUGUCUGGAAAUUCAGGAGACGAUGACGCAAAAGUGCCAAAUGCCAAUAAACAACGACGAGCUAUACCGAAAGAAAAGCGAAGACAUUUCACGGCGCCACAUCAUGUGAACGCAAAAACUGUUCAAACCAUUCAGUUUGAAAAUGAUAUGAACAAGAAUAAUGUCAAUUAUCGUGCCCGUGAUGAUCUCGACAUGGAAGUCGCACUUCGACCUCGAAUCAAUGCUCCAGAUGUCGUUCGUUCAGCGCUUGGUCCACGUGAAAAGAUCUCGGAAAACACAAUCGACAAUCUUUUUGGUGCACCGAAUAAAAUUCUCAUUCCUGAACGUUACAUUCCAGAACAAGCUCCGGAAUUGUCACCAGAAGAGAAGAAACGUCGACAGGAAAAAGUUGAAGCGAUCAAAAAAAUGCUUUCGGAAACAACUCCAACAAUUUCGGCAAAUGACACUCCAUUGCCACCAAGUCAAAUAAGUGCUGAGAAGAAGCAACGUGAACAUCUUUUACAACUUAAUCAAAUUCUUGCACAACAAGUCAUGCAAAUGAGUAAAAUUGUUGCUGACAAGAAAGGAGAUGAUCAUUACACAAGUUAUCGAAAAGAGAGAGCGAUGGCUGGGUUGCCAUCAAGAAUCAACGAAAUGGAAAGCGAGCGUGAGCAAUCGCAAUCACCUGUUGACCCUUUACCAAUCUAUCAACAACGUGACAACUUUUUCACAUAAAUUUAUCAAAAGAGAACAAGCUGCUUAUAUUCCACAUUCGGUAAUAAUUUCAUAACAAUCCGUCCAUGAUAAUCGGAGAAGUUUAACUAAAGAUGCUUAAUUUGAAAAGCUUGAGAUCAUUAACGUCAUCAUUACUCAAAAAGCAUAUCGAACAUUUACUGAAUACUUCAUCUUAAUCAACAUUAUCGAUUCUAUGAGCAUUCUCUCAACAAAGGAAUUGUUGAACAAACAUAAAUAUUCCGCCAUCAAUCACGAGAGAAAAGAAGAAAAACGGGAAGCAUUUUCCAUGCUGUCAAUUAUGAUUCAAUAAUUGAAAAACGAAAUCGAAACAAUGCUACUUAAAUAAAUGAUUUGAACAGAAUGAAAUAAGACACAAACAUAUAUCAUUAAUUAAUAAUUUACGACAAAACAGGGAUUUUAAAGGAAAAAAUCACUUCAGCUUCCGGCGAAAAUAAUUAUCAAUUAAUUUUAAGCAGACACUUAAUAGAAGUUAUAAAAACUUUUUAAUAUACAAUUUCAUCCAACAAACCCACCCACGAUUGUUAUGUUAUUUGUUUGAACUUCAAACAUUGAAGUAGCAUAACAAGAAAAGAAAUAUUCAAAAUACUUAAUUCGUUUUAAGAAAAUUAUCUUACACCCACGCAUGAAAUCAUUGAUCAAACAUUCAUUUCAUUGUAGCAAAUGUAGCAAGUUUAAUGAUGAAUAAUGUUUAUUUGAAAUAUGAAAGUAUCAAAUGUUUACUAAUCUCAAUUAUACUUGAAAAAACAUUAAAUGAACUCAAAUUGUACCUUAAGAUAAUGAAAUUCAAUCGAAAUUUAUCAACAAAUUAUUGAUUCAAUUAAAAGAAAAAGUAAUUAAAAAGUAUCUCAUGUUAUGAGUUUAUUAUAAAAAUUUAUCUCUCGAUAUUUCAUUGUCAUGACACAUAAAUAUAUCAACUUGCAUAAUUGUUAUCUAUCUAGAAAGCGAUAAAUAAAAUUUUAUGAGCUGCUGUUUACACUUCUAGAUUUCAAAGAGAUAUGAAAGGAAAAUUAUACCAGUAUGAAAUAAUUUUAAUUAAAUUAUGUAUCAAAUUGAAUGCAAUUAUGAAGUGUUUGAAAUCUAUUCCAAUUUAUAGUAAAGACAAUUUUAAAUUAGCUUUUAGUUGACAUGUAAAUUUUGAAUGAUACAUAAAUGUAAAAAUUGAAAAAAUUCUUUCUGAAUUUUAAGAUUAAUUUGAAAUAAAACAGCAGCACGCAAUAUGAGAAGAAAGCUUAAUAAACUUUCUCGAUUAAGAAUGUAAAUUUUCUUUCUGAACUUAUUAUAAAUGGAAACUGCAUGUUUCAUAUUAAUAUGCAUAAAUAUUUCUCAGUUUUCAUUUCCCUUCGCACGAUGCAGCUACAUUUAUAAUAGAAACUAAAUAGUGUUAUGGUCACAUGUAUAAGUUGUAGAUGUUAGUCAGCAAGAUCACAUUAAGAAGACAGACUUAUGUUUAAUAGCAUUUAAAAGAUUAAAACGCCAUAAUUUGUAGAAAAAAGUUUAUUUCACUCGAGUAUGCAUAAAUAUUAAAAAAAAUGAACGGUGCUGAAUUCUGAUGAGACUUUUUUCGGAAGCAAACAUAAAAAGAUGACAAAAAAUGCAUGAAAUGAAUCUUCAUAUCACUUAACGUCAAUCCAUGUUCAGAAUCUACCAUGAAUUUUAAGAAAGUCUUUGUAAAAAAUAAUAUAAUUAAAUAAUAGAAUAAACUCCCUCACUUGUUACGUUUGUUGAAUCAAUUGCAAUUUUAGAAUGAUAGAUGCAAAAGAAAUGAAUUGUUUGAGUAUAUGCACUCUAUUUUUAAGGAAACUUCCCCUCUCCCCCCC